Westerdykella ornata is the source of this 2256-nucleotide messenger RNA. RefSeq lists its product as uncharacterized. The transcript has a single exon. Lineage: Eukaryota; Fungi; Ascomycota; Dothideomycetes; Pleosporales; Sporormiaceae. The coding region runs from base 434 to 1984 and encodes 516 amino acids. The record is from RefSeq and is a predicted model, not a curated record.
UGAACUUCUAUUUCGAAUAAUGUUAGCGGAUCAAGCAUCUUUUGAUGCGGAGUACUGAUAUUUGUCUCCCUAGUCCAUCCAAUCGUUGCUGGGUCGACGCGGGUUGUUUGCAAAGUUGCGUCACCCCAGCCUCCUCUCAACCACCUCAUUUUCGACACCAGCCACAACUACCACCACAAGUAACAGCGGGAACAACACUCCCCACCCAUCCCCACUCCAUCCGCCCGAUAGUUCAACUCUGACUAUUUUCUAGUCUUUGCGCGGAUUCGCAGCAAACGAUCGCUGCUGCAUUCUUAUCCUACAUCGCGAACCUUCUCCCACCAUCACCAAGCGAGAUACAAACACUGUCCGACGACCACAUCCCUCUCUGAGCUCCGGCUCAGGCCUUGUGCCCAGCUCAACGCAGUCUUCGAGCAUUCGAUAACCCAACAUCAUGGCGCCUACUCCAGACUCCUUCCUCUCGCUCCUCCCACGCUCGUUCCUCGCCGAGACCAACCAUGCCCCGACCAUCAACUCCGACACUCGCUCCCUCUCUCCCAUGGACGUACAAGCUCUGCACCUCGCAAAGCGAGCCGAUCGCCAUGUCGACUUCUCUGCCGGCACAAAACCACCGGACGCCUUCGACAACAAAGGGUUCCAAGCACUCUUCGCCAUCAUCGGCAUGGGCAUGGUGUUGACGGCGUUGUGGUUCUUCUUCUGGGCCAAGAAUGGCGGAUUCAAGUGGGGAGAGAACGACUGGGAGGACUAUAAGUCUACUGUCCUGCGGCGCAAAGGUCCGGACGGCAAGACCCUGUCCAAUGCCACCAAGAGCACCAGGCUGGGCGGCGGGAGUGUCGUCCAUGGCGGUAGCUACGGCGCUGAGAGCAGUGUCGGCUACACGGAUGAAACUGCCACGAGUGCCGACCUUAGUGAGAUGCGAGAGGUGGAGGAAGGCCGUGGCGUUGGUGCUUUUGGACUCCGUGGUGGUGACGCUAGCAAGAAGAAGCAUCGUCGCGAGGGCACAAACAACUACAAGGACCAAGACGUACGCGCAUACCGUGAGGAGAAGCCUGCACGCGUAGGCGGCCUCAAUCGCAAGGCCGAUGGCGUCUACACGGACUUCUCCAACACUGGGUCGGAUCUCGGCUCCAACGUAUCCUCGAAGCCUCUAGUCACCGUCUCAGCCAAGGAGAAGAAGAAGGAAGAAAAGGCCAAGGAAGCCCGGGCAAAGGAACGCAUGCGUCAGGCCAAACUCAUUGAGAAGAACGCCGCCAGGACGGCCGCCGCCGAGGAAAAAGCCCGCAAAGCAGCAGAGAAGGAACAGGCAAAGAGGGAAAAGGCAGAGCAGAAGAAAGCAAAGAAGAGCAAACGCGCCGACACCGAAGCCACCUCCUCGGAAGCUCCCAUGAGUGAGGCCCCCAUGAGUGAGGCUCCCAUGAGCGAAAAGCCCAUGGUCAAGGCCCCCAUGACCACAUACACUGCCUCGGAAGCACCUCGCAAGUCCCGCCGCUCUCCUCCCUCCGCCGCCUACUCGUUCGUCUCUGGCGAUGAUACCAACACCGUCUACACUGGCGCCUACACCGACAACCGCACCGCCCCCUCGGAAGUCAACGAGUCCUCGUACUACUCCGACUACCGCCCCAACGCGGACCCAGCAGCCUUGUCGCAGGCCACCCGCUCGCGCCGCGACCGUGACAGCAGAGACGCUGCGAGGAGCCGCCACUCAUCCGCUUCUCCUCGCAAGCAACAUCGCGCAUCCCGUGACGCUGAUGCUCCAUCGGACAUGUUCGCCCAGGCGAACGGCAAUGUCCAAGGGACUCUCUCCUACCCAUGCUACAUCCCCGGCUUGAGCUCUGCCUGUAGCGUCGGUGUCAGCGAGAGCGUUAGUCAGGUUGGAGGUCCCAGCCACGGAGGCAGACGCGGGCGGGACGUCAUGGACGGAUAUCGGAGGGGCGGUGUGAGGGCUGUGGCUCGGAGGGAUAGCCUGAGCGAUAGCGAUGCUUAGAUUAAAGGUAAAUGUUUGAGUGGUUCACGAGAUAGGGGUUCGGGGUUGAUGGAUACCCUUGCCAGAUUGUGUACACAGCUUACUGUUCAUUCUUGUCGGCGUUUGGGGAGGUAAACAGGGAAGGGAAUGAAAGCGAUGAACUCCGCUUGGAGGAUUGGGAUGCCGUUAAGGCUCGAUAGAGGCUAUUGAUGGGUAUGGAGCGCAUGGACGGCUUGUAUGUACCUAGGUAGAGCAUGAACCGAUGAAUGUGAUACGACGAAUAUAACGAGCAA